UUCAGAUAGCGAGAUUUUGUAAUUGGAGAAAAAAGAGAUCCAUGUUUAUAUAGCGUACAAAGAUUCAACAAAAUGUCACAAUUAUAUGGAGCUUAUUUUCUUUGUUUACUUAUUUUGUGUGGUUGUCUUAUACUUUUGCAUUUACAGCAUUUUAAUUUUGCUAAUGAUUUGACAAUCAAUGUUCCGUUAAACCAUAGGAUAGUUAAAGAAAUAGUGAGCACAACAACACAGUUUUAUGACAUUAAAUCAUUGGCUGAAAACAGACAAAUUAGCUAUAAUGGAAACACAAGUUGCGUUGAAAGAAAAGUUUCCUUAUCAGAAAUAGCACUUCCAUUGACGGGGUUGAUCAGUUUUCCAGGAUCAGGAAAUACCUGGACACGACAUCUUAUACAGCAAAUGACAGGUAUUGGUACUUCAAGUGUAUAUUGUGACAAAAAAUUGAAGAAAGCCGGCUUUCCGUUCGAAUGCUCUCACGAACUUUUUAACAGAACCAUUGUCAUAAAGUCGCACAGACCAAAGGAUAUUUCACGGUUCACAAAAAUUAUUUUGUUGAUCAGAAAUCCGUAUGAUGCACUGUUGUCUUAUUCAAAGUUUCGGUUAUCAGGGCAUGUUAAACAUCCAUCUAUAGAAAGACUGAAAACAGAAAUUGAUAACAAUUCAGCACAGUUAUUAGAACGGUAUGCAGCAAUAGUGACAGAGAUAACUAAACAUUUCAAGGGACCAGUGUAUGUUCUUCAAUAUGAGAAUCUCAAAUCAAACAUGUUGGAUGAGUUGACUAAACUUUCAAAGUUCCUGAAAACAAACCAGACUUACAACGACUUACGCUGUACUGUCAAACUUCAGGAAGGAAAUUUUCAUCGCAAUACAUCUGACCAGGAGCAUAUUAAAUUGUUAAAACUCCUUUAUCAAAACAGCAUAUUAUUAAAGAUACAGGAAAAAGCAAAGUUUGUGGAAGACGAAAUAAAGAAAGCUUACGAUUUAGAUAUUGAUCUGAGAGGCCUGGAAUAUAAACUAUUUGAAACAGAAAUCCAAUGAUUUAUAUUAAAAUUAACAACAAACGUUGGCUGGUUGAUGUUGAAAAAUUUUUUUAUAGUUAGUAUCAUUAUAAAAUAGUGACAAUAAUUGAGUACGUAUUGUAAGCGGAAACAAUGAUGAUUUGUCUUUCAGAGCUCACUAACAAUAAUACCAUCUCGAUGUGUUAGACGAAUCUUUCAUGAUAAUUAUUAUACGUAAUCGUAAAUAUGAUUGAAAACAAUUUUAGCUUCACUAGGCAGAAUUAAAGUGAUAGAUAUCCCUAUUUUUUUAUUUGAAAAUGUAAAAAGAAUGAGGGACUGUACGUAGUACAUAAAAUACAGGGUAUUCUCAUUUGACCGAAACAGGACACUAGUGACGAGAUAACAGAAAUGUUGUUUUAGAGGUUAGCUCACAGGUACUAUAUGUAAUUGUCAGGUACCAUAUGUAACAUCUGUUUCUUAUUUCUGAAAAUGAGCCCUUCUAAUUCAGAAAAGGACUUAAAGUAAAAAAAAAGUAUGGUAAAUGUUGUUUAAUGUUGCCAGCAGAUGUCCUUAAAUUCAUAGCCUCAGCCAUACUGUCGAUGUUUUCUAUUUGCAAUAUUACCCAUAUAGGAAAUAAUCCCUGAUCUUGUUUUCUAUGCAUUAUUUUUCAUUAGUUAUAGCCCAUAAAUAUAUUUUUGUGAAUUGUUUUUACAUAAAACAUAGAGUAUUCAGCUGCUGAACCUGUCACCUGAUCUUCAACAAUUACAAUACUACCGAUAGAGCCGACACGUGUUUAUUACCGUGUUUGCUAACCAUUGAACGUGUUAUUUAAAAUGGUAACAUAUGUUGAUGACCAUUUAGUAUGCCUGUCAAUUACCCAUUCAAAUAUAAAUCCAUACCAUACCUCCUUACAGUUUAGUUAAGUAAUUUACUGGCCCUGCUUCUUGACAAUACUAAUGGUCUUUUAGAUGAGGUCCCAUAUAUCGGUGUAUUACACCGGGCAUGUAAAAAAGUAGGGUCGCCUUUGGUAUAGGGCAGUUGCUGUAACAUGCAUUACCCCGAAACGGACAACUAACCUUUUCCGGAGCGUAGCAAACUUGGCAACCGACCGCGGCAAGCACAAAGUUUUACAAUCAUAAGUCGACCAUCCAAAGUCAAAUAACAAGCUUAUUAAUCAUAGGACCCCAUAAAGAGUUAAACACCUUAUUGUCUGACCAUUCACAGCACAGCAUACACGUCUUUGAAGGUGAAAAUGUCGCAUCAUAUCUAGACAAAAUAACUGCAGCGGUACUUUAUAUAUACAUGUUACACUUUAUUUAAUCAUCAACUAUAAUAAAGCUUUUUGGAAGCCAUAGUAAAUUGUUGUGAUACUAAGUACCAUGUAUUCUUCAUAUACAAUAAUAGACCUAUUUUCAGUUGUGGAAAGUUUGAGAAUAUGCUGUUCAUCCGAUUAGCGACAAUAAAUGAGCCGUGCCAUGACAAAACCAGCAUAAUGCGUUUGCGACCAGCAUGGAUCCAGACCAGCCUGCGCAUUCGCGCUUCUGAUCAGGAUCCAUGCUGUUCGCUAUCAGUUUCUCUACUUGUUAUAGGGUUUGUAAGCGAACAGCAUGGAUACGGAUGCGCAGACUGGUAUAGAUCCAUGCUGGUCGCAAACCCAUUAUGUUGGUUUUGUUAUGACGUGGCUCAAUUAUGUUAAUAAUGAUUAUUUAUAUAUAUGACUUAACACGCGAGAUAUUGUUAAUGAUUGGUUAAUUCGUUUAUUCAUUUACAUUGAGAACAUAUUUCAAAGAAUUAUUUUUGUUUUGACUGAGUAUAACAGAUGUGUAUUUCACGAACACGGGCGAUAUAAAUGCAGUUAAUGAUGCUCUCUUAACAGCAAAUAAUUCAUGAUAUUUAUUGAAUAUUCCGUUGUUUGAAAAUGAUACAUUAAAGAAGAGGGAAAAUUAAGUGUAUAGACAUGAGGCGGUUACUUCUAGUAAAAGUAUUUCACUGUGUAUUUGUAUUUAUUAUGUCUGGACUUUUUCUGUUUAUUCUGACAAAUAUAAAUUCAGCUAAUACCAAAAUGUACGACUCGACUCAACUUUACUCAAAUACGAGGAUAAAUGGUGACACCAGCGAUGCUGCAAAAACUUACUCUACUUACCAGCCAUGGUUUGAAAAUCGCACUAAAGAACGAGAAACUCAUUCAAAUUGUAGCUAUAGAAACGUUAGUUUGUCAGAUAAGAAACUUCCAUUGACAGGAUUGGUCAGUUUUCCAGGAUCAGGAAAUACAUGGACACGACAUCUUAUACAACAAAUGACAGGCAUUGGAACCUCGAGCGUAUAUUGCGACCGGAAGUUGGAAGAGUCAGGGUUUCCAUUUGAAUGUUAUCAUGAGAGAAUGCGCCAGACAAUUCUCGUCAAAACACAUCAUAGAAAGUCUAUUCCGUUCUUUAAGAAGAUCGUGUUUCUUAUCAGGAAUCCAUAUGACGCAUUACUUUCUUUAGCAAAAUUCAAAAUGUCGGGACAUACGCAAAAUCCAUCUGCGUACAGACUUAGAGAAUUGAUUGAAAGAACGUUUGAGACGUUGUUGGAAUGGUACUUGGAUCUUGUUAUAAUGAUAUGUGAACAGUUUGAAGGACCAGUAUAUGUUCUCCAGUAUGAGAUGCUCAAACAUAAUAUGUCAUCAGAGUUAAAUAAAAUCUCGAAAUUUCUUGGAACAAAAGUGACUGAUGGUGAUAUUGAUUGUACUGUUAAACUACAAGAAGGAAAUUUUCAUAGAAACACUACUCAUAGAAAACAUUGUCAAUUACUUAACUUUAUUUACCAAGGAGAAAUUCUUUCUCGGAUACAAGAUACUGCGGUAUUUGCUGAAAAUAUGUUAAAUGCGGCAUACAAUCUAAACUUAAGCUUACGAGGCCCUGAAAAGAGAAUUUUCAGUUUGAGGUUAUGAUAUAGCUUUAACUGAACUAUAAUUAUCAUCUGUUUCAUGGUUAUAUAGUCUGCAUGUGCCAAUGCGUGCUUGUUAUACAUGCACAAAUACGGUAUUGCUUGCAAAUGUGAACUUAAAUAACGUAGAUGACAUACUAUCAUUUAUUAGUA
Messenger RNA from Ruditapes philippinarum (Manila clam), 4076 nucleotides. RefSeq names its product sialate:O-sulfotransferase 1-like. Gene Ontology annotation, molecular function: sulfotransferase activity. The transcript has 5 exons. The record is from RefSeq and is a predicted model, not a curated record. Bases 2953 to 3927 code for a protein of 324 amino acids. NCBI's taxonomy places the organism in Eukaryota, Metazoa, Mollusca, Bivalvia, Venerida, Veneridae.